Molecule: messenger RNA, 3721 nt
Organism: Cimex lectularius (bed bug)
Lineage: Eukaryota; Metazoa; Arthropoda; Insecta; Hemiptera; Cimicidae
Product: microtubule-associated protein futsch
Exons: 9
Coding region: 326-3613 (1095 amino acids)
Source: RefSeq, a predicted model, not a curated record
GUUUUUGCCAAAAAUUCAGAGCUCUUUUGAACACUUAAAUUCUCGGAUGGAGGAACCCUGUUUCUAAUCGGACAAAACAGCUCGAGAGGUUUAAUAAGUACAUUAAAAAUUUUAGUUUUUCCAAUUCAGUAAUACGACCAAAAAUCUUCUGGAGAUCUCUGAACAAUAUAAUUUGACAGAUGAGAUAAGAGAAUGGAAGAGAAUCAUUUUAUGUGUCCAACAAUCUGACCUGAGAGAUUCCAGUAUGCUCAAUGCUGGGAAUAGAAGCACAGCCUUUCCCAACAAAAUAAGAAGCAGCCUGCAAAAAUCUCCUAAAAGAGACUAGAUGGAAGGAAAGCCUGGGAAUGCGGGAGGAGACGGAAAGAAGAAAGGUUUUGCACCGUUUGCAUCCCUCGAAGAUUUAAGCGAUGAAAGCCCCCCAGAUGAUAAAUGUAGACUCACCCUGCCGGGAAUAAAGGAAGACCAGACGCCUGCUGGGUCAGGCUCUGGUCAGAGGCCGAGCAUCACUCCUAGGAUCGACAUUUCCAGAGCGAGCAGCUCCUCCCAUCAUGACGACAGCAGCCCUGAAAGAGAGCUCUUUGCAGGUGUGGAAGGAGCCAGUGGAUCUAAAAUCGGGCUCGGUUUUUCUGAAGAAAUGGCCAUGGAGUUGAGAAGCAGCACUGAGGAAUUGGAUUUUCAAGACCCUGAAGAAGAGAAAAAAACGAGAAGAAAAAAGUUGCACCAUCAACAACAAGCUGUAGGCUUCAAACAUGUGACUAAAUAUGAUUUGGAAGCGCAAAGUGAGAAAGAGAGCCAAGAAAGAAAAGACUCGGCUUGUAGCGAAGGUGGAUUGCUUUUGCUCGGCGGAAGGACAAGUAGGUUAUCGUCUAUUGGAUCGGUAGCCUCUGGAGGAUCGGUAGCUUCACAUGUAUCUGGAGGCUCAGGGGUAUCGGGCAACUCUCACCUAUCUGCAGCGUCUCGUGUUUCAGGGCAGUCUCAUCUUUCUGCAGUUUCUAACUAUUCAAAAGCGUCGAGGUGCUCUUCUCCCCAUCGCAUGCUCCUCGAAACGUCUUUCUGUGGUCCAAAACCAAUUCCCACUGUAAGCUUAGAGGCCGAAUACCCCCCUAACGAAAGUGUAGAAGCGACGUUGCUCGCCAGAAAAACCGACAUCACCGGUGCUGUACUCCCACCUGACGAAUCGAUCAAAAUGCCAGCGAGCAGUACAAAUAAAGCUUUUACCGGAAAAGCUACGUUGAAUGUUAGAAGUGGAUCCAGUAAAAGCGGAAAUUUAGAAGUGAGGACAAAACCAAGAUCGGCCAGCGAACGGUUGUCAAAACCAUCAGGUGGGACCCACUCCGUUCAACCCAGGAGUAGUUCAGCAAGAGCCAAUUUAAAACAAUCUAGACCGAAGCCAAAGAAAGAUGAAGACGCCUUAGUACGUAUUAUACCUCUCCAUGGAUCUAUCGACGAACCCGAAGACGCGGAUCAAAGUGAUAAGGAAGAAGAAAAAACCGAGGAAACUGCUGCGGAUCCCGACGCUUUCACCCCUGACUACGGCAUAUACAUUCCUCUGAAGGGACCAAUUAUCGACUACAGCAAAACAGACGAAGCUAAACAAACCAAACCAAAACUUGAAUCCACUAAAAGCAAUAAACCGGAAAUCGAAGAAAGUGAUUUGGUUCGCUUUAUCUCAUUACACGGAGACGACGAUGAAGAAAUUCAAAGAGAAAAGACUGAAAAUGCAAAAAAAUAUAGCUUUAGAAACGGCCAAAAUGUGCAGUUUAAACCUUGGCCGGAUGAUAGCCAUGCCAACGCACAACGGGAAAAACAGGUUCCAAAAAAACCUCGGAGCCCCGAACCCACGAGUAAGUCUAGCAAGCCCACUACUUUAAAUAUUUCAUCAAAAAAUGGAAGGCCGGCUCAAAGUAUGACACAAUUGCCAAGGGAAGAAUCUAAAACACCCUCUCCUGCCGCUUCCUUCGCUAGGGGAGUUAAUUUGUUCCGAAGAAGUUCUGAUUCAUACGGUAGUUGUAAAAAAUCUACACUAGCGUCAGGUUCGUCAGACAGAUUGAAAAAGGAUGUGCGCAAUAAAUCGAUGUUCAGCGCGUUUUUCAAAAAGAAUGUCAAAGAAAUCCCGCCACCCACUCAUCAAAAGCGGUCAGCUCAUGAGAAAACUUCCAUCGAUCCAAACAUCACAAAUGUAGAAUUUAAAUUCAAACAUGAGAAUGUCGAUUCGAUAAUAAUCCCACUGCACUCGCCUGACAGUAUUACGGAACCUCUGAUGAAGUACGAUCCGGAAGCGAUCAGCGUUGUCGAGGAAACUGAAGUUAAACCAAAAAAAAAUGUACAGAAGGAAUAUUAUGAGCAGAAAAGCCCAAUAAUGCCACUGUCAGAAAACCACAUUUCAGGAAAAAGUAUAGUAAUAGUUGAUGUGUCUAAAGAAGAUAGAAAAGAGAUAGUUAAAGAUACGCCUGCAGUAGUUGCUAUUCCUCAGCCAAUCGCUCAAGAAAAAACACAUUCUAAAAAAAUAGAAAGAUUAGAGUUAGAAGAUUUAGAAUAUGAACCGAGGGUUCGAAAAUCUAUAAGUCAUUCUUCUACGAAGGAAAUAGAAGAGGAAAAAGUGGUAAAGGUUCAAAAAGAAGAAACCCAAAGUUCAGAAAAUAUAAUAAAACCUUUAGAAAGUGGUGUAAUUGUUAAGAAAAAGGAAGAAGUUGAAACUGUCAAAAUAGAAAAAUUACAAGUAGAAGUUGUUCAAGACCCGAUUAGAAUAGUUAAAACAUCAAAGACCCCGAUGGAAAGCCUUGUUAUAUCACCGAGUGAAGAAAAACCUUUAUUGGAAGAAAUGAUUAGUGACAGAUCCCAAGGGGAUGAAGUUAUUAAAGACGAAACAGAAGAGAGAAGAUCUUCUGAGUCAGAAGUUGAACAAUUACCAGUAGAAAAACCCAAAGAAGAAUGUGAUGAAGAAAGGAAAGGACUCUUUUUACAAACCGAUUCUGUAGAAGAAGAAUUGCCUUAUGUACCAACAACACUCCCACAAGAAAGAUCAGUGGCAAUGCCGAUAAUACCGAUAAGGCAGAGAAUGUCAGAAGUCAAGACAUGCCCGGUUGAAAGGCCAAGAUCAACGACACCGAUACAACCCUCCAAUUUAGAAGAAUAUGCUGCAACCCAUGAUGGUACGAAACCGUCACAAAGUGAAAAGAUGCAAAUUACUCUUCCAAGAACUGACUCUUUAGGAAGAUCUAGAAGUCCGGGGAAACCGAAGCCUUGGAUGCAAUUUGCAGAAGAAUGCUUACAAAGCCCAAAAGAGACGCGCAAAGGAAAAACGACAAAAUCACCUCCGCCGAACACGCCCCCUCCUCUGCCCCCUAGAAGUUCUGGGCCUUCUUCCCAAUGGGUAAUGUUUGACGAACAACCGGAGAGAAGGAGAACCCCUAGGAGGAUAACCACCCUGCCCUUACGUCAGCAGCAAUCUUCUUCUAGUGUUGUAUAUAGCUAUGUUAACCCCGAAGAGUGCAGCUGCGAAUGCCACGAAUCCCAGGGGAAAGUGAUAAGUGCUCAGUGCUUAACUGACUCGGAACAAUGCUCUUAUAAGAAAGGGAGUAGGACAGAAAAAGAAAAGCGCUAUCGAACUUAAAGAAAUUAAAAAUUUAUUAAAAAAACAAAACAUCCUUGUUUACAAUUGCCUUUAUGUCAUAGAUUCUAGCAAACAAAAAAUAAAAUAAAUGUUGUUGUUUAUUAAUAA